Messenger RNA from Verticillium dahliae VdLs.17, 525 nucleotides. RefSeq lists its product as uncharacterized. The record is from RefSeq and is a predicted model, not a curated record. The transcript is spliced from 4 exons. NCBI's taxonomy places the organism in Eukaryota, Fungi, Ascomycota, Sordariomycetes, Glomerellales, Plectosphaerellaceae. Bases 1 to 525 code for a protein of 174 amino acids.
AUGUCAUUCUUCGACGACCGGCUAUGCCCCAUUUGCGCCAACCUCAACAUCGAGGGUCUUUUCGAUCCGACUCGUUUCAGUGGCCUGCCGCCAGCUCCCUCGCCCGAGAGCGAGGCCUCCCCAGCUGUCCCUUUUGCGAGAUUCCAUACCCCACGUGAGACGAAGAAGGUCCUGCUAGCUAUCCAAUCAGACCUUCUGUAUGAUAUAGCCACAAGCAGGAGGGAGCAACAUGCCAUGAAUGCCGCGACAUCAGUCUUCCUACUCAUAAUGGACCAGGUCCAAUACGAUGAGGCCAAGGCCAAGUCGUUUGGCAGCACAACUUUGUUCGUGCGGUUCGCCCAUCGAGACUUCCCGGGGUCCUUAGUAUCGCUGGUAGCGAAUCCGUCUGUCGACCUUCGGCGCCCUCUUGACCUGCCCAUGCAGGGACGGCGCUUGCUGGAGGAAACGAUUGACUACGACUUUAUUGUGAGGCAAGACGUAUCAUCAAACCGGAUCCGAACAGGAAAUACCCUUACGUGGCAUUGA